AUGCGGUUUAGUUUGUUUGAGAUACUCACACAUUCAUCACUCUUCUCUUUUGUAGAACAUAUAAUAAGAAGAAUGACAAAGGUAAGCCCUGAAGUUGACAAUGAGAUGCAAAUGCAAGCUGUUUUGUCAGUAUCUGCAGAUGCAAGUUUCACAUCAAACAAGUUCCCAAAAUAUAAAUUAGGUCCAGAUAAUCAGAUUCUUGAUGAAGCAACCAUGGAUAAUAAGGGCCCACCAUUGAAAGAAAUAGUAGCACAUGAAACCGAUCAGCUUUCAGAGCAACAUGAACGCCUCUCAGUUCGUGACCUAGCCAGUAAAUUUGACAAGAAUCUGUCUGCUGCAGCUAAAUUGUCUGAUGAGGCCAAAUUAAGGGAGGUGGCUUCUUUAGAGGGACAUGUGCUUUUAAAGAAACUGAGAGAUGCUUUGGAAUAUUUGAGAGGUCGAUUAGCUGGUAGAAACAAGGAAGAUGUUGAAAAAGCUAUUUCUAUGGUGGAAGCAUUGGCAGUGAAGUUGACUCAAAAUGAAGGGGAGUUGAUACAGGAGAAGUUUGAAGUGAAGAAGCUUGCAAACUUUCUCAAACAGGCUUCAGAAGAUGCUAAAAAAUUGGUAAACCAAGAAAGAUCUUUUGCUUGUGCAGAAAUUGAAAGUGCCAAAGCAGUUGUAAGAAGAAUUGGGGAGGCUCUUGUGGAGCAAGAAAGAGUAUCACAAACUUCAGGAAAACAGGAAAUGGAGGAGAUGGUGGAGGAAAUCCAACAGGCUAGAAGAAUUAGAUUAAUGCAUCAACCCUGCAAGGUGAUGGAUAUGGAACAUGAGCUUCGAGCCUUGAGGCUACAAAUCCAAGAGAAGUCUGCAUUCUCAGUGAAGCUUCAACAAGAGUUACUGCUGAAAAAAUUAACUGAGGAGAACAAGUUAAGUUUAUAUUCUUUAGGAGAUUCAGGAAAUUUGGGUUCAAUUUUACGACUUCAACCCUCUUCAGAAGAAGCCAUGGAGCUCUCAAAAUGUUCAAUUCAAUGGUUUCGUUUAUCUUCACAAUGUAGCAGAAGAGAGCUUAUUUCAGGUGCUAACAAAUCAGUUUACGCCCCUGAGCCUUAUGAUGUUGGACGAAUUUUGCAAGUUGAUAUCAUCUCAAAUGGUCAAAAAUCUACAGUCACCACAACUUCUCCUAUACAACCUGCUGUUGGGUUGGAGAGUUAUGUGGAGUCACUUUCUCGAAAAAGCAACUCCGAAUUUAGUGUGGUGAUCUCCCAGAUGAAUGGACGGAAUUAUUCGUCACAUUCUGCGCAUUUAUUACGUGUCGGGAAAAUGAGAAUGAAGCUUUCAAAAGGAUGGAUUACAAAGGCUAGGGAUGCUUAUUCCUCUACAUCAAUGCAGCUUUGUGGAUUUAGAGGAGGUGGGAAUCUUGCUGGAAAAUCAUUGUUUUGGCAAUCAAGAAAAGGCCAGUCUUUUGUUUUGGUGUUUGAAUCAGAACGUGAAAGGAAUGCUGCGAUUGUUUUAGCAAGAAGACACGCACUUGAUUGUAAUGUGGUGUUGGCUGGACCAGAUGAUCAAGCAUCACUAUAUCUUCUCUGACUUGACUAAUGAAGGAAUGUGAGAUUGAUUAUUUCAUUUUUUUUUUCACGUGUAAUUUUUUGUGUGUUUAUUUUAUUUGUGGGUGUGUUUUAAUUGGGUUUCAACUAAUUUGAUGAUUCGUGCAUCCUUUAUAGGCAUAGUUUUGGUUUGCCUGUUGAUUGGUUGUAACAUUUUUUUUUUUUUUAAAUAGUUGUUCGUUUGCAUCUUAUUUGCAUUUCUAAUAUAACAAUUGAAGUUUUUAAUUUUUAUUUUUUAUCAUUUACAAUUUGAUAAUAUAUUGUCC
This is a messenger RNA of Lactuca saligna, 1849 nucleotides long. Lineage: Eukaryota; Viridiplantae; Streptophyta; Magnoliopsida; Asterales; Asteraceae. The record is from the annotation of a GenBank genome assembly.